Molecule: messenger RNA, 832 nt
Organism: Quercus lobata
Lineage: Eukaryota; Viridiplantae; Streptophyta; Magnoliopsida; Fagales; Fagaceae
Exons: 3
Coding region: 103-627 (174 amino acids)
Source: RefSeq, a predicted model, not a curated record
ACAUUUAUAUACAUCUCUCUCUCUUUCUUAACCUAUAAGCGAUUCUUCUUCAUCGGCAAAGCAGAAACGUUGAAUCGGUCACAUUCAAUAGGACCCAGAGACAUGUCGAAGAAUAUGACUCUCCUCCUUUCUUCUGUUUUAUUAAUUAUGACUAUGAGCCUCUCCUUCACCUAUGGUGAUGCCAUUUCUGUAAUACCAAGCAACGCCACUUAUUCUCCUACUUUCGCCUGGGGCUACGUUUUCAUUAUCGACCACCCAUUUAGGCAGCAAAAUCAACAGCUUGAGCAUUGGACUGGAGAGUCUGACUUUUUCGUCCGGUAUGGAAACCGAACCCUCCAUCAUUUUAAUCACCGGAACGGUGAUAAACUUUCAUUCAUGAAAGAGGUGGGAGUGGGAGAGAUCUCAGAGUUUGAUGGCAAAUUUGUUGCGAACAUCCCAAUAAUUACAGAAGCAGCAGCUGAAGUUUCAAUAAUGAAAAAUGGGUUGAAGUUGAAAUGGCCAUCUAGCCCAUCCAGUGCUUUAUGUCAAUCAUGUGAGAACUCUGGGGGAACAUGCACAACUGAUCGUUCUAAUAAUUUCGCUUGCCGUUGUCAUGGCGUACUUCGUCCACAUAAUUGUCAUAAUUAGCAUCUUGCUUGGAGAUUAUUAGAGGCUAAUAGUAAUGGUAUCUACUUCUGCACCUGCAAGUAAUAAUAAGAUGCUUUUCAAACAUUUCUAUAAGCUAGAAUAAAGUCUCAAUAUUUGUUGGGAAUAGUAGUAUUGUGAUGUAUAUAUAUAGCAGGUUUUUCCUAUUUUCAGGAUCAGUGAUAAGGGUUGUGUACUCUUCAAGGUU